CUUUGUACUUCAUCAUGCUCAUCCGCAUCCGCUCGCGAGAUGGCAACUUUCGAUUCGAGUUCAGUCCCAAGGCAGACGUGGCUGAAUUGCUCGAGAAGAUAGUCGAGACCUCUCCCACUGCCAAACGCGACACGAUUACAAUAUCCAAUCAGCCUCGCGGAAAUGAGGCGCCCAUCUCCAAACUCUUGGGGAAAUCACUCGAGAAGCUCGGCCUGAAACACGGGGACCUCGUGUUUGUGAACUACCAGCCACAAGAAGAAGCGCCGCAGCAGCCCAUUCCGUCCACUUCGGCGCCAGCAGCGUCGCUUAGCGCGUCUACAGCACCCCGUCCUUGGGAAAACGUUCGAGAGGACCUCGUGGAUACGUACUGGCGGUCACAGGAUGGCAAAAUCCCCCGCCAACGCGACCCGCAGUUCUGCAAGCAUGGCCCCAAGGGGAUGUGUGAUUACUGCAUGCCCCUCGAGCCCUUCGACGCAAAGUACCACGCCGAUCAGAACAUCAAGCACCUCUCCUACCAUGCCUACCUCCGCAAGCUCACGCCCAAGACCUCCAUCUCGAGCGCGUCGCACCUCCCCCCACUCGAGCCUCUAUCUUACAAGGUCAAGAUCCCAUGUCCGACGGGCAACCACCCCAACUGGCCAGAAGGCAUCUGCACAGGCUGCCAGCCCUCCGCCAUCACCCUCCAAUCCCCCGCCUUCCGCAUGGUCGACCACCUCGAGAUUGCCAACAUGGAGAUUGUCGACCGCUUCCUCCAAGCGUGGCGCAAGACCGGCCUCCAGCGCUUCGGGUGGAUGAUCGGCCACUACGAGCCGUACGACAAGGUGCCCAUGGGCAUCAAGGCCGUGGUCGAGGCCAUCUGCGAGCCCCCGCAGGAGGGCGAGCUGGACGGGCUUACCCUGGGCCUCCCUUGGGAGGACGAGCCACGUAUCCGCCAGCUGUCCGCCAACGCGUCGACGCCGCUGACGAUCGUGGGCUAUGUGUUCACGGAUCUGGUACCUGACGAGGAAGAUAGGACGAAGACGCAGUAUCGGCGGCACCCGGGCUCGUUCUUUCUGUCCUCGCUGGAGGCGAUUUUCGCGGCACGGAUGCAGCUGGCGAAUCCGACGCCGUCGAAGUCGUCGCCGACGGGGUUCUUUGGCUCGCGGCUGGUGACUGCGGUGUUGACGGGUACAGAGGACGGCGCUAUCGACGUGUCUGCGUACCAGGUGUCUGAGCAAGCGGUGGCGAUGGUGGAGGCGGACAUGAUUGAGGCGAGCGUGGACCCCGGUAUCGUACGCGUCAAGGAGGAGGAUCGCUCCGUCGACCACGCGCGCUACAUCCCCGACGUCUUCUUCUCCUACAAGAACGAGUACAAUAUCGAGGUGAAGAAGAGCGCCAAGCCUUGCUUCCCCGUCGAGUACCUCCUGGUCAAUGUGACGCACGGCUUCCCCCAGAACCCGGAGCCGAUGUUCCAGUCUAUCCAGUUCCCCAUCGAGAACCGUCCAGGAUUAGAAGAUCAGACGGUGGAAGGCUUGCUCGGCGCGCUCUCCCGCCUCGACGCGCCGAACGUGCUGCCUAGCGUGCAAGCACCCAUCGGCGAGUCACCCAAGCGGCAGGAGCUCGCAAAGUUCCUGAGCGAUUGGCACCUCGUCGCCUUCCUCGAGACGACGCAGUUAAUGUCGGUGGACGACAUCAAGCUCAUGAUGCGCAGCGUCUCGAGUCCCGUACUGCUCAAGGAGCCUGCGCUUCUAGACCCCGUCCUACAGUGCGAGGGCUGGCAUACGCUCAUGACCUUUACUCGGGAACACGCACCACCCUCCCGACCACAGACAAACCCGCCUUCUGGCUCGGGCUCGAACGCCAUGGACGAGGACAUCCCUCCGGAAGUGUACGAUCAGAUCGCCGCGUCCGAGGCCCAGUCUGGCGGUGGAAUCCGGAUAUGCCCCCACUGCACGUUUGAGAAUUCGCAUGGAGGCUCGGACUGCGAGGUUUGUGGGCUGCCACUGUAG
Messenger RNA from Schizophyllum commune H4-8, 1988 nucleotides. RefSeq names its product polyubiquitin-tagged protein recognition complex, Npl4 component. Gene Ontology annotation, cellular component: nucleus. Gene Ontology annotation, molecular function: ubiquitin binding; ubiquitin protein ligase binding. Lineage: Eukaryota; Fungi; Basidiomycota; Agaricomycetes; Agaricales; Schizophyllaceae. Gene Ontology annotation, biological process: ubiquitin-dependent protein catabolic process. The coding region runs from base 15 to 1988 and encodes 657 amino acids. The transcript has 6 exons. The record is from RefSeq and is a predicted model, not a curated record.